Peronospora belbahrii is the source of this 2370-nucleotide messenger RNA. Lineage: Eukaryota; Oomycota; Peronosporomycetes; Peronosporales; Peronosporaceae. The record is from the annotation of a GenBank genome assembly.
AUGGAGACACCGCAGCUUAUCCAUCGUAAACCAAAGGCGCUGCCACGGCUCACUGUUGAGCGCGAGGAUAUUGAUGACGCCUUUGCCACUGUGCCGGUCGAGCAAAUGAGCGCUCGCAGCGUGUUCCUGCUUACUAUGGCUGUCACCUCCUUCGCCGCCUUUACGCUCUUUGCGCUGGGAGAGUUCACCCACCACCACCCGAGAUUCCUGUUGGCCAACGUCUUGCAAGGCGAAACCCACGCCGUGGCACAGUGGGCGUUGCUACUGGCCGUACCUGCCACCAGUGCCGCCGCGUGGUGCCCGAUCUCCAUCUCGCACGCACCGAUUGGCGUGUUACGUAUCACAUCAGCAGUGCCACCGCUGUCGCCUGACUCACCCGCACUGUCACUAUUAAUUACGCCGUCGCUGCUCGAAAAGUUUGCUCGGCUUUAUCGUCGCAAUCACAUGUUUGCCAUCUACCAGAGCGUGGGCUGGACGCUCUACGGACUGUUCGUACUACUGCAGCUCAUUUGCUUUGGAUCUGAUAGCGUACGCGACUUACCGUUCUGUAGACCCGGCAGCCGCUCUGUGCAAUCGGUAACAACAUUCAUCGCCGAGGUACUGAUGAUUUCAUCUGUGUUGACGCUAGAAAAGCGCCGGGAUCGCAAUUGCCAACGAAGAAAAGACCGGUUCGUGGUGCAGCUUAACAACUUCAACAAUAUGUUAUUGCUGGUAGGCGCUACUUUGCUUGCUUUGGCGUCCGAGUACACUCGCGUAUUCCCGCACCCUUUGGGUACUAGUGUGGGGUACCCUAUGGCGACAGGUCUGGGUUCGUUAGCUCUGUUCGUCACAGCGCUGUUCAACACAUAUGGACUAGGUGGUGUAUUGUCGACAAAGGACGGCUGGAAUUUCUAUCAGCCAUUUAUGGGUGGCGCGCGUUUCGUGUUUUUUCAGAUUGUAUCAUGGACGUGCUUUGGCGCUGGCGCGGCGCUGCAGGUGUUGUAUCUGCUUUCGUUAGUCGUCGUGGAGUUGGAGCUAUUUGUGGGUGCAAUGGCUGUAGCAGGGUCGCUGUUUGUAGUGGCGGAGAUUGGCAUGAUGAUGUCGUUGCUGGUGUUCAGGAAGGGUGGAAAAUCACCAAAGACGUCGAUUACUACUUCAUCUGAGACUACCUCUUUUGGUGACGACACAAGAAAAGAGUCCAAUAUUACACCUAAAAAGAAGGCUAACGAAACGAUUGUGCCAGCUUCAUUGUCAUUCCACGCGUACUUUAUCAGUUUGCAUGCUCGUUUGCGGGAAUUUGCCGAUGAGUGUCUUGGAGUUCUUGUUGUCGGAGGGCUGGCUAAUAUUCAGUUUCUUCCAAACGCCUUUUGUUUCGUCUUUUUCGCUGCUACUACAAAUUUGAGCCCUGCUGGUGUUGCCUUCUACGGCAUGAUGGUGGUAUGUGUGGAGUUUUUUAUAGUAAUGUCUCGCUCAGUCGCAACUCACUUGUAUUUAAAAGACUCGCGCAAUGGCAUGCUGAAGGAAGUGAAUCGUUACCAUGUGAAAUAUGUGCUACCCCAGAUCAUUGCCGCUUGCCUUCCGGCUGUAGUCACGUACCGCCACUACAUUUACGACAUGGACGCUUUUGUGCCAGUAGCGAUCCUCACUCUCUUUAUCUACGUGUACGAACUCACGUACCGUGGUAACCCGCAGCAAACGGGCUGCCGUGAGCGUGCUAACUGGAUUGCCGGUCGCAGCUUUCUUGUCGACACGGUCAAGAGCUAUUUUAGCGGUAACAUAAUCCGGAUGGCUCCCUUGGAUCCCAAGAAGCAAUACGUCUUGAGCUUCCACCCUCACGGCAUCAUGCCUAUUUCGAUAAUGUGGCUCCAAUUCACGGCGCAAUGGAGAACACUGUUCCCUAACUUUUAUGCGCACAUCUUGACGGCGAGUAUCCUACAUCAAAUUCCACUUGCCCGAGACUUGCUUCAUUUUUAUGGUUCACGUGAAGUCACUCGACAGGCUUUUUCCCAUGCACUGCAGCAAAAAAAGAGUGUACUGCUUGUACCUGGCGGUCAAGCUGAGAUGUUGCAGCAACAGUCAGCAAAAAAGAGUUUCAAGGAAGGUGAGAUGAUGGAUAACGUUCAGGCGCCUAUGCUACAACGUUGGUUUGUCAAGAAACUUGCGUUCCCGUUUCCCUACUUUCCAUACGGCCGUGCACUACUGCCGAUCCCUCGCAAGGUCCAUAUUCCAAUUGUAGUUGGAGAGCCUCUUGAGGUGCCACAUAUUGAGAAGCCUACACAGGAUGACAUUGAUAAGGUCCACGGUCAGUAUUUUUCCGUGCUUCAAAACAUGUUUGACAAGUACAAGGAUGAGGUCGGUUGUGGUGAUUACAAGCUUGUCCUAAUCUCGUAA